Molecule: messenger RNA, 1549 nt
Organism: Trematosphaeria pertusa
Lineage: Eukaryota; Fungi; Ascomycota; Dothideomycetes; Pleosporales; Trematosphaeriaceae
Exons: 2
Coding region: 305-1549 (414 amino acids)
Source: RefSeq, a predicted model, not a curated record
CCCCCCUCGUAUCCGACCCGCCCUUCACGCUUGGCCCAAGCGCCGCCCCUGUCCCUCUCCCGCCCCUAAAUAAAGUACCACGCGAUCCCAAAAGCUUGUCUAGCCUACCGGUCCCAGCCAAACAACCACGGCCCUGGACAUGACCCCUGGGGCGAUCGCAAUUGAUCUACGAUGGGUGCGCUUUCCAAGAUGCAGGGGUUAGAGCGGUUUUGGCGAGGAAUGCGGGAUACGAGAUGUUUUACGAAGGACGCGGUUUUCUCGGCCGGUAGGAUUGACGCAGUGGUGGAAAUUUGAAGAUGGGGAGAUGAACGGCGAAGUCUAUGGGCGGCAAGCUCACCGGUCUUGCGUGCGGUACUUCUUUCGAGCCGCGUCCUGUUCCUCCAGGCCAGCUAUCGCGUCAACUUUCUCACGCUCCUUUGACAGACUGAAUUCGGCUCUCGAAAUGGUCCUCUCGCGGACGUUCCUCGCGCUCUGGGCGCUGCUCUCGGUGACUCUUGCACAUGGGCCGAAGCUGCUCGAACGUUCGCCCGUGCAAGGCGUUGGGAUCUUGAAGAACGACGAUGGCUUUGGAUCAGAAGCCGUUGCGCAGGAUGAGAUUCAGGCGGCGUUGGCGCCGCCCUCGCAGCUAGCGAAGUCGAAGAACGCGACGAUGCUGCAGUUGAAAGAUCGCAGCUUGGAAUUGGUGGAUAGGCAGAGCUGUGAUGCAGGAUAUGGGUACUGCUCUGCAUUCGGCCGCUGCUGCCCCCUUUCCAGUAAAUGCUGCGCAUACGGAUACUGCAUCGACCCCGCCGACUCCUGCUGUCCCACCGGCCCCUGCGACCCCGGCUGGGACUGCUGCGGCUCCUACGCCUGCUCGCCCCCGGGCGGCGACUGCUGCGCCGACGGCAACUACUGCGAAGCGGGCAACAUGUGCGUGCUGCUCGGCUCCAGCGGGCGCGUCGUGUGCUGCACGAACCUUCAAUGCACCGCCGCCGUCAUCUCGGGCACAACCUCGUACCUGACGACCUCAACCCAAGCCCCCGAUCUCCCCAGCAUCACCGAGCCCCCAGCCACAACCCUCGGCGGCGGCGGCGGCAUCACAUACGAGACAUGGUACUGGACCGUCACCUGGUGGUACCUCUCCUUCUACUGGACCAUCUACCAGGCCCAGUCCACCGUUACCUACACCACGUACUACGAAACGACGACCUUUACUACCACCGCGACGGAUGAGUUCGAGGCCUCGUCGCUCUUCUCCGCGCUCUCGGACUCGCUGUCGUUUACGCCGCCCGCGGAGGCGACGAGCUUGGCGAGCUUGAUCGGCGUGCAGCCUAGCGAGACGGAAGCCCCGUCGUUCAGCUUUGGCGAUUUGACGACGGGGGUUGGUGGGCCCGCGCGGACGAGGGCGAGCAGCAGUUCGCGGUCGAGCACAACGUCGAGCGUGCCGGGCGUGAGUGCGGCUCCGAAUGGGCCGCCUGGGCCAGGCGCGAAUGCGGGGAGUGAGAUGUUUGUUAGAUGGGGGCUGGUUGGGGCGGGUGUGGUUAGCGGGGUGUUGAUGGUUUGGUUGUAG